Messenger RNA from Elephantulus edwardii (Cape elephant shrew), 684 nucleotides. It is a transcript of the gene PTGDS, whose product is annotated as prostaglandin D2 synthase 21kDa (brain). The coding region runs from base 1 to 684 and encodes 227 amino acids. Gene Ontology annotation, molecular function: small molecule binding. The record is from RefSeq and is a predicted model, not a curated record. The transcript is spliced from 7 exons. Lineage: Eukaryota; Metazoa; Chordata; Mammalia; Macroscelidea; Macroscelididae.
AUGGCUUUACCAAGUGCCCUGUGGAUGGGGUUGGUACUGCUGGGAGCCUUGGGGUUCCUGCAGACCCCAGCCCAAGCCGGGGCCUCCGUGCAGCCCAAUUUCAAGCAGGACCAGUUCUUGGGGCGCUGGUUCAGCGCGGGCCUCGCCUCCAACGCCACCUGGUUCCGGGAGAAGAAGGCGCGGUUGUUCAUGUGCAGAUCGGCCGUGGGCCUCACUGCAGAUGGCGGCCUCAACCUCACCUCCACUUUCGUCAGGAACAACCAGUGUGAGACGAGGACCAUGGUGCUGAUGCCGGCCGGGGUCCCGGGCCACUACACCUACCGGAGCCCACACUGGGGCACUGUGCAUGACGUCUUCGUGGUGGAGACAGACUACAGCCAAUAUGCCCUGUUGUACAGCCAGGGAACCAAGGGGCCCGGGCACGAUUUCCGAAUGGCCACCCUCUACAGCCGAACCCAGAACCCGAAGGCAGAGUUUAAGGAGAAAUUUGCUGCCUUUGCCAAAGACCAAGGCUUCACAGAGGACACCAUUGUCUUCCUCCCACAAGCCGAGGAAGACUGGGGGCUGGUGAAGGUCUGGCUGGUCCACGUGGAGGCGGAGCCUGGAGAAUGGGGGAGAAGAGGGGAGAGGUCACCAGGCCCCAAGAUCCUGACCCUCCGGCUUCACUUCCCUCCAGACCCCUGA